Molecule: messenger RNA, 1019 nt
Organism: Phytophthora infestans T30-4
Lineage: Eukaryota; Oomycota; Peronosporomycetes; Peronosporales; Peronosporaceae
Product: voltage-dependent anion-selective channel protein, putative
Exons: 1
Coding region: 26-874 (282 amino acids)
Biological process (GO): monoatomic anion transmembrane transport
Cellular component (GO): mitochondrial outer membrane
Molecular function (GO): voltage-gated monoatomic anion channel activity
Source: RefSeq, a predicted model, not a curated record
AGAUCAGCAAGUGGAACACCUCAGGAUGGUUGUGCUGUACAAGGACAUUGCCAAGACGGCGGAGAACGUGCUCCGCGACGACUAUGACUUUUCGCGUAAGCUCAAGAUCAAGACCAAGGCGUCGAACGGCGUCUCGUUCACGACCGAGGGCGACAUGGCCAGCAACAAGGCCAUCCUUGCCAAGCUCUCGGGCUCCUUCACGCACGCGAGCAGCGGCGUUGUCUUCAAGAAGCUGCAGGUGACCACUCACGGCCGAUUGAUCUCUGAGGCUGAGCUGCCCGACGUCUUUACUAAGGGCCUCAAGCUCACGGCCAAGGUUGAGGACGGCUCGCUCGCCAAGAACGCAUACGCCAAGCGUGCCGGCGUCUUUGGCUGGGAGUAUCAGCAGCCGAGCUUUUCGGUGAGUGGUGCCAUCGACGUUGGCGUCAGUACCAUCACCAAAGCCGCCGUGUACAGCUUCGACAACGUGCUGGUGGGCGCCCAGACUGCUUUUAACUACAACAAGUCGGCUAUCGUGGACCACAAUGUGGCUCUCAGCUACCGUGGCAACGACUUCACGGCCUCGCUGCAGACCAAGAAGAAGUUCAACGCACUAUCGGGUUCGUUCCACCACCACCUGUCACACGACACCGUCUACUCGGCACUCUUCAACUACGACCGCAAGUCGGGCCAGAACACGCUAAGCGUGGGUGGUCGCUACAACGCCGACAAGCUCACCGCGUACGCCGGUAAGGUCGAGUCGGACGGUCAUGUGUCUUUGGCCCUGGUCCAGAAGAUCCGCCCCUUCUUGGCACUGACAACAAGCGCUCACGUGGACGUUAAGAACUUCGACGGCGACGCGCACAAGUUCGGCAUCAGCCUCACUUUGGGCUAAACAGCGGCACGCAUAUACGUAGACGUGUGUCUGGCCGAUGCUAGAUGGAGGAAUUGGGUCUGCUAAUAGAGGGGUUGUGUCGCGCCCCCGACGCCGUAGGUUUAAUGUCUAGGCCAAUUCAAUUCACGUCUCAUGUACAAUUUCA